UGCAUCCCAGUGAGAGAGGAACAAUCUCGCUUCCUCCAUCUCAGGGUGAAAAUGAACGUAGGAGUCGCCCACAGCGAGGUAAAUCCAAACACGCGGGUGAUGAACAGUCGUGGAAUGUGGCUGACCUACGCGCUGGGAGUCGGCAUGCUGCACAUUGUCUUGCUCAGCAUUCCUUUCUUCAGUGUCCCUGUUGCCUGGACCUUAACAAACGUGAUUCACAACCUGGGAAUGUAUGUGUUUUUACAUGCAGUAAAGGGGACUCCUUUUGAAACACCCGAUCAGGGGAAAGCUAGGCUGCUGACACACUGGGAACAGCUGGAUUAUGGUGUACAGUUUACAUCUUCAAGGAAGUUCUUCACAAUCUCUCCUAUCAUUCUGUAUUUCCUGGCCAGUUUCUACACCAAGUAUGAUCCAACACACUUUAUCCUCAACACAACCUCCCUUCUGACCGUGCUUAUCCCCAAGCUGCCACAGCUGCACGGUGUUCGAAUCUUUGGCAUCAAUAAGUAUUGAGCAGCGGAAGGUUUGACACUGACUGCCGCUGACGUGGCUCCUGCUGUUCCUCAGGUGAAGGAAACAAGUUGCCUGCUGUACUGUGGAUCCAGUCUUACUCGGUGAGAGAUGCUUUUACAUCUGAGACACAAAUCCUACUUCCCGUGCGUUAUCUGGAUGAAAAUUGAGUUUAUAAGAACUAAAAUGCAUUGGAAACCUCCAGAAGAAAGAUUUCUGUGAAGAAGUGGGCAGGUCCAGCUCUAAAGUGUGAUCCCCACUAAGACUUUUUUAUGUCUGGCUGAUGCAAGUGACUUGUAAGGAAAAUGAGCAACAGCUGCGAUGGGGAGCAGCAUUUCACCUGAAAGGGAGAGCAGUGUUUCUCAAGUAGCCAGUCAACCAUAACGCAGCUGGUCAGGUUAGAUGUAAAUCCAGGAUCCCUGAUACCAAGGUCUGGGGAGGCUGCACUCUGGGAGUGAAAAUAGCUUCUCUCUGCUGUAUGGACUGUAGGUGGUUGUGCUUGUUAUUGUGUUGUAAAGGUCUGUCUCAGCAACAGCUACCAUAAACCAAUGGUGUAAGUCAUGCCUUAUCUGCUCUUGUGAUUAUUUUGUCACAAAGAAGAAAGUCCUUCGGUGCCAGCUCAGGGGAUUGCUACAUCCACUUGAUGGCUCGGUCCAUGUACACUUGACACACCACUGCUGUUGGGUCGGUUUCGUUUUGCUCACCAGGAGACUGACUUUUCUAUCUGUAAAUGGGACAGCCUGGAAAUCUGAAAUUUUUCUUCAAGUGUGGAUUUUUGGCUGUUUUUUCUAGUACUUGACUGCUGGCUUACUCUUCAUUGAUUGAGAGGCCUGCAAUGGUGGGGGAAAUGGUUGCUGCUGUGUAGAAGCCGCACUGUCAGAAGACACAGAGAAGCUCUCUGUAGGCUGUAUCUUAGGGUAGGAGCCAAGGUGAGCAGGCAGAUCACAGGGUCUAACUUUGUUUUUACAGAUAAAGGCAAAGAUCAUUUGCAUGUCUUGGAAAGGUGAAGGAAUGCUGUAGUUUCACGGCACUGUGUAGUGCAGAGUAACCUUGCAGGUAAUCAGUUCUGGAACUAGGCUGAUGCAGGUACGUUUAGAGCUCUGAGCACUUCAUUCUCUGUCUUGAAAAAAGGAUUCAUUUUGAAGUCUGCCAUAUGUCUGCUAUCCAAAACCAGCUCGGAUUUAACAGAAGACUUCCAUGUAAGACUUAACCUACGUUUUGGAUGCAGUGGCAGCCAGUGUACC
Messenger RNA from Dryobates pubescens (Downy woodpecker), 1754 nucleotides. RefSeq names its product ORMDL sphingolipid biosynthesis regulator 1 (gene ORMDL1). The transcript is spliced from 4 exons. Gene Ontology annotation, cellular component: endoplasmic reticulum membrane. NCBI's taxonomy places the organism in Eukaryota, Metazoa, Chordata, Aves, Piciformes, Picidae. Gene Ontology annotation, biological process: intracellular sphingolipid homeostasis; ceramide metabolic process; negative regulation of ceramide biosynthetic process. The record is from RefSeq and is a predicted model, not a curated record. The coding region runs from base 52 to 513 and encodes 153 amino acids.